This is a messenger RNA of Temnothorax curvispinosus, 1167 nucleotides long. RefSeq lists its product as uncharacterized. Lineage: Eukaryota; Metazoa; Arthropoda; Insecta; Hymenoptera; Formicidae. The coding region runs from base 1 to 1167 and encodes 388 amino acids. The transcript has a single exon. The record is from RefSeq and is a predicted model, not a curated record.
AUGUACCGCCAGAUCCUAGUCCAUCCCGAUGAUCGCGAUCUGCAGCGAAUUUCCUGGCGGUAUAAGAUUGAAGACGAGAUACAGGAGUAUCUUCUCAACACGGUCACUUACGGGCUGACGUGUGCACCGUUCCUGGCGAUGCGCUCCGUUCAACAACUUGCCGAGGACGAAAAGAAACUCUUCCCCUUGGCCGCGAUCGCCCUACUGAUUGACAGGUACAUGGACGAUGUACUCUCGGGCGCGGAUACACUGGAAAAGGCUCUGGCUCUCCGGCGUCAACUCUCGGAGCUCUGCAUGACGGGCGGCUUUCCGCUCCGCAAAUGGUCGGCCAACGAGGAGUCCUUGCUGACGGACGUUCCAGCGGAGCACAGGAUGCAGCGCGAGCUCCGCUCUUGGCGACCGCAAGAGUCGCAUGCCACUCUUGGCCUUCAAUGGCAUCCCUGCCUCCACAGCUUCUCCUUUGCGACGAAGACGAGUCUAGUGACGUCUUUCACGAAGAAGUCGGUGCUGUCCCUCACUGCCCGGCUUUUCGAUCCGCUCGGUUGGCUGGCGCCGGUGGUAGUGAGUGCAAAGAUCUUGUUCCAGGCUACCUGGCUAAGAGGACUGGACUGGGAUGACCCCUUGAGCGAGACUGACGCUCUGCAGUGGAAGACCUACCAGGCGAAGCUCCCGUUGCUGGAGCAAAUUCGAGUCUCUCGGAAAAUAUAUCCAGACGCCAGAGGACUCGGCGUCGAACUUCAUGGUUUUGCCGAUGCCUCCGAGAAAGCCUAUGCUGCCGUGGUUUACUUGCGAGCACAGGCGCAGGACGGAUCAUGGCUGGUCACCUUGCUCGCGGCAAAGACCAAGGUCGCCCCUCUCAAAACCGUGGCUCUGCCUCGACUUGAGCUCGAUGCUGCUGCGCUGCUCGUGCGGCUUGCUGCCCACACGAAGGUCACGCUCGAACUGCCCGAGGCGCCUCUUCAUCUAUGGUCGGACGCCAUGGUGGCCCUGGGCUGGAUCCGAGGGCACCCUACUCGAUGGAAGACCUAUGUGGUCAAUAGGGUAUCAGCAAUUCAAACGGCGGUCCCGGAGGCGCUGUGGCAUCAUGUGCCUGGCCGGGACAAUCCAGCGGACUGUGCCUCUCGAGGUAUCUCUCCCGGCGAGUUAGGAAAUCAUCCUCUCUGGUAG